AUGGCGGAUUUCAGAGGUGAGGAACAGGAUCAUGACAUGGUGUCCGCCCCUUCCUGCUCUCCACCAGCACCCAAUGUGCCAGAAAAGAUGCAUGAGCAGCACAAGCAGCCUAUCGUUUCCCAGGGUAAAGGUAUAGUCAUCCAAUUAACUUCUCCAGCAAGAAGUGGGGACUGGGAGAGUUCAGAAGGAAAUGAACUGAUCUGUUCGAUGGCUAUCGAGGAUGACGGAAUAACUACGACAGUGGAUAAGGAAGAGAAUGUUCCCUAUCCUGAGGAAUGCUUAAACUUACCAGCUUCAUCCCUGCCUUCCUCCCCUUCUAUUUCUGGAUUUUUAGGUGAAUUCUUUUUACCAACAGUGUCCUCCUCUUUAUCAUCUUCAGUAAACUCCUGUAGCUCUUCAGAAACAAUGCCUUUGAUUAGCCUAGUUAAAUCCCUGUCCACAGAAAUUGAAUCCAGAGAAACAUCUUCCCUGCGGCCAAAGCCAUUGUUAAACCUGGUUAAGUCUAUCUCCACUGAAAUUUCACGCCAUGAGCCUGAAGUUACACAGUCAAAAUCAGACUCCAAGCUAAACCUGUACCUUUGGCGCCAAUUCACUCAGACCAAGGGAAGAAAUGGAGAUUCCAAAACAGCUCCACCUUCACCACUGCUUUCACCCACAGAGAGCAAAAUUAGUUUCUUCAAAGUUCCUGAAGUAGAAGCCAAGCUGGAAGACACAAAAAGAAAGUUCUCAGAGGCUAUACAAGAACCACUGAAUAUGCUAAGCAAGAUAAUUGGAGAUGAAAGUAGUGGAAGCCCCAAAUCUAAGGCAUCACAGUUAAAUACUUGUAGCACUGAUUCCUUCUGUCCCCCUGGGUCUGAAGACUGCAGCAAUGAUAUGUGUAGUAAAAACAAAAGGUCUGGGUUUGAUAAGUUCAGAAUGGAAAUACUUAAAUCAGAAAAGAGAGAGAGUGAUAGACUAUCUAACACAGAGACUUCUCCUGGAAGACAUGCAAAAGGAAAGCAGAAGAAACAAUGUCUGUCCUUUACACAAGGUUAUGGGGACAACAACAGCCCAAGGUAUGAGAUCUGUUCGCAUGGAGAUGUGCUGCAGGUUGUAGAAACAGAGCCCAAUGAAGACAGCAUAUUGUACAGACAAGAAGCCAUGUACUCCUACUCCAGUCGAGCCUUGACCCCACCACAACCUUCUCCAAAAGUGCCAAGUAAAACUCUUAUGUGUUUUGUCACUCUUGCCUAUAGCUAUUUUGUAUUACCAUUGCCAUCAUUCUUCUCUGGACUCUGCCUCGGACUUGCCUGUGGAUUUCUGAUGGGCCUGCUAAUCAUCUCACUGCAGACACCGAAGUUCUCACAACCCAUCCAUGUAAUCCACCUGGGUAAUGAAAAUCUGCAAUCGGAUAACAUAAUUAGGGAACCCAAGGAUCCUGAAAUUGUGAAGGGCUGGAUGAAUGAAAUCUAUAACUAUGACCCUGAGACCUACCAUCCAUCACUGACCUUUUCAGUCUAUGUAACACUAGAGGGUACUGCACUGAAACUCUCAUACCCACGGAGCAACAUCUCCCGGCGUGCAACCUUUGAUGAAGGCAGACAUGAUGUGGUAUUCAUCAGCCAUCGAUCCUGUGACCUAGCUGACAGCAAGGUUUUUCUUGUCCCACCAGGCCUAGCAAAGAAAAGGAUGUGGAAUAAGAAGUAUCCCAUCUGUAUUUUCCUCAGAGAGACUGCAACCCACAAGUUCAAAUACUUGGGAGACAGAGAGUUGAAGACAGACAUGGACACUGAAGAGCAAAGGGAGAGGUCAGAAAUCACAAAACAAGCCCCGACACCAGAGGUCCUCCUCAAACAUCCUGUGGAAGGUGGGGAAAAUGCACUCUUUCUUUUUGGAAGAACAGGAAGGGAAAAAGAAGAAUGGUUUAGAUAUUUCCUGCUGGCUUCCAGAAUGCAGUCAGAGGACACACAGAACCUCAGCAGAGAUGGAGGAAAAGCUGAUCUUACACAGAAUCCUGGCUCCAGCCCACUGGGGAGAUUGGUUUACAGCAACAGCAGCAGCAGAGACAGUUCAGAAGACCUGUCUUCUCUUUUUAAAACCAAGGACUUGGCUGGUAACAUCAGGCAAAAGAUUCAGCUGGAUUACAACACAUACAUGUCGAAGUUCACUGUCUCUGACAACUCCAGCCCUUUGCUGAGCCCUGAACAUAGCACCACCAGCAGCCCCACCAAAAACCAGGUGCCUGGUGAUGCUCGAGUCAAUGCGGAAGCCCAAGUGUCCUGGAUAAAUGCAGUGACUGGCCGGAUCUUCUGGGACUUCUUAAGGGAAAAGUACUGGGCGGAUCAAGUUGCUUGCAAAGUUCAGAAGAAGCUGAGCAAAAUUAGGCUGCCAUACUUUAUGAAUGAGCUCACACUCACUGAAUUGGACAUGGGGACAUUGCUACCUGUGGUCAUCCGUGCUUCCAGCCCAUCUGUCAAUCAAAAAGGGCUGUGGGUCGAUUUGGAGAUUGCGUACAAUGGGGCAUUGCAGAUGACACUGGAAACCAAAAUGAACCUGUACAAGUUGGGGAAAGAGUCAGCACCAGAGGGGGUCAGACUGACUGACACAAGGGCAGAGGGGUGUAAGCACCGGACAUUUGUGCUGGCAGACAGCGAUGAGGAAUCUUCAAGUGCUGGAUCUUCAGAUGAAGAGGAAGUGCCUUCAGCAGAACCACAGCAAGGGAUGAUUGGCGAGAAACUUGGUCUAACUGGUGCAGAGGGGUUUGCUGCAGGAGGCAGCACCAGCAGAAAGAUUCUUCGGUUUGUGGAUAAGAUUGCCAAAUCAAAAUACUUUCAAAAAGCCACAGAGAAUGAGUUCAUCAAGAAGAAAAUAGAGGAAGUGUCAAACACUCCACUACUACUGACCGUAGAGGUUCAGGAGCUAGCAGGAGUGCUGGCUGUCAACAUUCCACCUCCUCCUACUGACCGAAUAUGGUACAGCUUCCGGACUCCUCCUCGACUUGAAUUUAAGGUACGACCCAAGCUGGGUGAACGGGAAGUAACCUUCACGCAUGUGACUGAGUGGAUUGAGAAGAAAUUGCAGCAUGAGUUUCAGAAAGUUUUUGUGAUGCCAAAUAUGGACGAUGUCUAUAUUCCCAUCAUGCACUCUGGCCUCAAUAAACCAGACCAGUCCAAGCAAUCUCCAGGGGAAGUCACUGCAGAAGCAUCCUUUGAUUCUACAGACAGAUUCUAA
Carcharodon carcharias (great white shark) is the source of this 3210-nucleotide messenger RNA. It is a transcript of the gene tex2l, whose product is annotated as testis expressed 2, like. Lineage: Eukaryota; Metazoa; Chordata; Chondrichthyes; Lamniformes; Lamnidae. Gene Ontology annotation, molecular function: lipid binding. The coding region runs from base 1 to 3210 and encodes 1069 amino acids. The record is from RefSeq and is a predicted model, not a curated record. The transcript has 11 exons. Gene Ontology annotation, cellular component: endoplasmic reticulum.